AUGUUCUCCAUGAUGUGGAAUUGGGUGGUUCUCGGGAUAGGAUUCGCCAUGUAUAUUGAGGGCGUUGGCUACCACGUGAAUAGCCUCUCGAAGCACGCGGUUCACAACAUCUCCAAAUGGCUCCUCAUCACCGAAGUCAUUUAUAUCUGGAAUCUGUGCUGGACUAAGCUCAGCCUGUUAAUGAUGUAUUACCGGAUCUUUCGCCUGCCCGGUUUCAAAAAGCAAGUCAUUACUGUCGGUACCUUUGUCGUAUGCUGGGCCAUUUCAAUUUCCUUUCUUUUUACCUUUAUCUGCAAACCCAUUGAGAGACUUUGGAUCCCCGAAAUGCCCGGCACAUGCGUCAACGAGGUCGGCGUUUGGCUGGCAAAUGCUAGCAGCACGAUUUUCAGCGACAUUCUGAUUCUGAUCCUGCCCAUCCCUCAAAUUUGGAGAUUGCAUUUGAAAAGGAGCGAAAAGAUUGGCCUGACGAUGGUGUUCGGCCUCGGAUUCUUUGCCGUCUUCACAUCUUCAUAUCGAACUUGGGUUCUGUUCAACUACGACAAAAACGAUAUUCCCUAUUCUCUGGCCCCACUGCUAGUUUGGUCCGAUGUUGAAAUGUGCGCCGGUAUCAUUUCCGCCUGUCUACCCACGCUGCGGCCAAUACUCAAUGCCGCCGCCAGCAAGCUGGGCAUCAAUAUUCGCUUCGCGCGCUCGACUUCCUCCGCACCACUCGAUGUCACGAUCGAAACGAUCUCAAAACUCAGCAGCAGGAAACCACACGUAUCCGUCAUGACGCAGCAUGACUCGUCAGACAACAAUCCCGGCCGCAGUGCAUUCUACAGGCUGCAUGACGAGUCUGACGGAGAGGGCAUGCUCAAGACGAGGUCUGCGUACUCUGUUGAUAAUCCCACGCGUACAGAAUCCCGAAACAGCUGUUAUGAGCUGCGAGUCAUCGAGACAGCCGAUGCAUUCUUCGUACUCAUGUCUGAGAUUGCUUUCGCCCUGAGCAAGACUCGAAUCAUUGUCAAGGACUUCACCAAUGUUACAUCUAUUCGCAAGUCGCACCGCGGUGCCGCCUUUACCUCGAUUUCCGGCUCGUGA
Beauveria bassiana ARSEF 2860 is the source of this 1080-nucleotide messenger RNA. RefSeq names its product integral membrane protein, putative. The transcript is spliced from 4 exons. The coding region runs from base 1 to 1080 and encodes 359 amino acids. Lineage: Eukaryota; Fungi; Ascomycota; Sordariomycetes; Hypocreales; Cordycipitaceae. The record is from RefSeq and is a predicted model, not a curated record.